Molecule: messenger RNA, 2679 nt
Organism: Opisthocomus hoazin
Lineage: Eukaryota; Metazoa; Chordata; Aves; Opisthocomiformes; Opisthocomidae
Source: RefSeq, a predicted model, not a curated record
AUGGAGGAAGAGCAGGCUGGGCUGCAGGACGGCGGGUGCACGCGUGAGCGGGGUGGGACGCGGGACAGGAAGACGGCCCUGCAAGGCGCUGGAAUCAGCACUUCGCAGCCGGGUGAGCAAACCUUCCUUAUUCUGAGGUUUGCAAUCAUCACCAGCCAAGAUGGUCAGGAGCACUUAACGCCUGCAGGCUCUCUUCAUAAAAAGAAACUGGCGAGAAGACCUGGAUACGUGAAGCCAGAAGCUCAGGGACAGACAGAGUUUCAGUCCCCAGGUGCCUGCAAGCUGUUCAGCCCUGAAGAGCUCCAACAUGGCAGGCAGCGUUGUGGAGACUUUGAGAACUGCUCUCUGCACAGACAGUGCCAAAAGAACUUUGAAUUCUUAUGCUGUGGUGCAGCGAGUAGUGUGGUAGUUCCUGCUAAUGGGGUAACAGUGUUGGCUGCUACUGGGAACGUGCCAGGGUGCUGCAAAAAUCUUUCAUGUUGCAAGAGCCCAGGGUCAGAAGACACCGUGACAGCAGUUUACCCUGCUGCAGCAACAGGCAGAGGAGAUGUUUCUGCUGUAUGCUGUACACGACGGAAAAGCCACGGCGCUAAGGUGAGCAAGACCCCAAACAUGUCUGCUUUGGAUCAGGCAGAAGUGAACAACAACUGUGAAUAUCAAAACAGAGAUGUUUCUCAUUCUGUUGGCGCACACGAUAGCUUUAGUUCGAGUUUCAGCUUCAUACAGCUUUCCCUGAACUCGGCCUCUGGACUAAGCGAUGCUGAAGGCAAGUCAGCCAUCGAGGAAGCCAAGUAUGUUCUGCAUCCCAGCACCACGGGGAAGCCGCAGGAGCCGGAAGAGAUGGCGCAAACUCGUGAGCGCUUGGGAGCUUUGCGUUGCUUCUCCAGGCCCAGUGAGGAUUUGGAGUAUGAAAACAGGACCGCAGUGAAUGACAAACUACAGAAUUGUGAGACUGUCUCACUCUCGGACACAGAUGCAACGUUUUCAUAUUCUACAGAUUCCUCAGACGCAGCUUCUGCUGGCUCUUCUGUCACCUCGAGCUGUGAAAGUGGCUUUGCUGUUAGUGACCGGAACUGGGAUACUUUGAUGAAAAAAUAUGAACCGGUGCUGCAGGACUGCCUGCUUGGCAACCGCAGUACGUUGAAGAUAAAAUCCUUCAUCUUACGGCUUCAGAGGCUGCAGGAAAAAGCAGUAGAGGAAGAUGACUAUGAUAGAGCUGAUAAAUGUAGACGGAAACUGGAAGAACUGGAGAAAGAGAAAAAUUCUUUAAAAUUUCAGCUUCCUUCACGGCAUCCUUCAAUUAGCAGCUUUUUGGAUAGGUUUGUUACCCAAGUUCAAGCAGCACUGCGUUGGGCUGCCGAUCAUCGUGGGAACGGGGUUGACUCCUUGACACCAAUUAGACAUGAAGAAACCCAGUUUUGGCACGAAAAUGGACAUAAACUUCUGAGAUCUACAUACCAGGAGAGGAUGCAGGUUUCGACCACAAAACGAAACCAACUUCUUCAAGAAAAGAAGGGGUUGCAGAAAGAAAUUGAAGACCUUCAAGCAAGACUGGCCAUAUUAGAAGCAAAAGACCAACAACUAAGAAGAGAAAUUGAAGAACAAGAUAGGCUUAUUCAGUCACAGGACUGUGAACUGACUGCUUUACUGGGCUGUGUUUCUCCGAGAGAACUACAGGAAAUCAGCAAGGCUGUAGGUGACACUUUAGCAUCCUCCCUUCGAAUUCCACUCAGUCUGGAUCUUCCGGGGACAAUAAAGAGCCUUCAGGAAAAAGAACAAUCAUUCAGCAAGUCCAUUAAAGAAACUACUGCCAAAGUUUGUACGAGUCAGAAACUCUGCAGUACUUUGAGGAGGAAAGUGAGUGAUAUUGAGACUCAACUACCAGCCCUACUUGAAGCCAAAAUGCUGGCUGUUUCAGGUAAUAAUUUCAGUACUGCGAAGGAUCUCACAGAAGAAAUAAGAUCAUUAACAUCUGAGAAGGAGGGGCUGGAAGGACUUCUCAAUGAACUGUUGGUUCUGAGUACCAGAAACGUCCGAAAAUUAGAGAGAAUUAAAGAUGAUUACACCAGACUGAAACAAGAACUUGAACAAGGAGAGGCUGCCUUUGAAAUCAGUGUAAAAGAAAAUGCUGAAAAGUACAUGAAGAUGCUGGAGGAUAAACUACAUAGCUGCGGGAGCCAGCUGCUCCAAAGAGUGUGGGAAGCUGACUUGGAGGCCUGUCAGCUGUUGAUCCGAGGGUUUCAACUGAAAGAAACCACUUGCUGUGUUUUUGAGGAAGAGGAGAACCAAAUGGAUGAGAUGGAGAUGACUGCUGAUGGCCCAUCCGAUUCUGGAAAAAGAAAAGAAGGUCACUUUCCGAAGGGCACGGAGGCGGGGACUGUUCCCUGCCCCAAACACAGCGAGCUAAAAGAGGAGUUCUUCAUGUUUUCUGCAGAGCUGGGAGAAAAAUGCGAAGCCAUAAGGGAGAAAUUGGUGCAUCUGGAAGACCAACUGCAAAAUUCCAUCUGCAGAGUUGAUGAGGGACUUGCACAGUCUCUGCAGAGGGAGAUCCAGGUGGUGAAGGAGACACUCCAGACCGUGCUGGUACAACUUCAGCCAACCAAGGAGGCAGGAGAAGAAAAGGCUGGAGACUUCCUCUGUGACAGCUGGUGUCCAGGCAAACAAGACUUGAAGGAAUAA